Messenger RNA from Ipomoea nil (Japanese morning glory), 2988 nucleotides. Its product is annotated as homeobox-leucine zipper protein HDG2-like. The record is from RefSeq and is a predicted model, not a curated record. The transcript is spliced from 13 exons. The coding region runs from base 292 to 2688 and encodes 798 amino acids. Lineage: Eukaryota; Viridiplantae; Streptophyta; Magnoliopsida; Solanales; Convolvulaceae. Gene Ontology annotation, molecular function: lipid binding; DNA binding.
ACCUCCCUUCUUUUCUUAAUUUCUCCAUCUCAUUCUCUUUCUUUAUUCUCCUAUAAAUACCUUCCACCAUUAUUUCACUACUAAUCCAUCCUAUUCACUUCAUCAAUCUUAUGCAUAAGUUAUCAAAGAGGCAUCAUAUAUACUCCGAUCCAUACUUCAGUUCAGUAAACACAGUACAUUUUUGUUGCAUACAAAUAAGCUAAGUCAUCCUUAGCAAUGUGCUUGAGAUUUUUAUAGGAAAUUUUGCUUGUGCAUAAGCCUGGAAAGCUUCUGAACCCCAAAAACAAGAAAAUGUCAGAUGAAAUGAUGAUGAUUCCGGUGAGUCGUCUGUCGUCAAUGGUUACAAAUUACAAUGGAUAUGAUGCCGGUUUUGCUUCUUCUUCAGGGUUUUCUGUUGGUCAGCCAAAUCAUGAAGAAGGUCCGCACCCGUUACCGGAGAUCCUUUCAAACACGUCGGAAGGACGACUAAUGCAGCUGCCGACGGCGGCCAACUUCGGCAACAAUGACGACGACGAAGAUAACUCCGUUAAUGAUGAAGGCGCGAAUCAACAGUCUACCAAACGGCCGAAGCCUUACCACCGUCACACUCAGCACCAAAUCCAAGAACUGGAAGCGUUUUUUAAGGAGUGUCCUCACCCAACCGAUAAGCAAAGGAAGGAGCUAGGUCGUCGGUUGGGAUUGGAGCCUUUGCAAAUCAAGUUUUGGUUCCAAAAUAAACGCACCCAAGUGAAGACUCACAAUGAGCGUGAAGAGAACGAAAAUCUUCGGGCUGAAGCUCAAAUGCUUCGGGCCGAGAAUGCCAGGUUGAGACAAGAAUUAGGCGACUUCACUUGCCGACACUGCAAUGGCCCGCUCACCAUCGGAGAAGUGCCGUUUGAUGUAAAUGAGGCCCGGAUGGAAUAUGCAAGACUCAAGGCUGAGCUUGAUCGCGUUUCUUCGAUCACUGCGAAGUAUUUAGGGGAGCCGCCAUUCGCGACCUUCAACGUUUGCUCGCCUCCAGCGACGCCCGGUGCGGGCAGUCAGCAUUUCGGAGCUCCAACGUCGGCAGGGCAGUCAGCCGCCGACAACGUCGGAGAGGCGUAUGGAAGCGGCGGAGAGACUCCAAGAAGCAUGAACUGCCCUGGUGGUGAAGCUCACAAGUCAGUUGUAACCGAACUUGCGGCGGCGGCCAUGGAGGAGUUACUUGAGAUGGCAAGAAUGAAGGAGCCGCUGUGGGUGCCCAGCAUCGACGGCACCACUACUUUGCUAGACCAGGACGAGUAUUUCCGGCUAUUUUCCAGAGGCUUUUCACCAAAACCUCAAGGCUAUAAGACCGAGGCUUCCCGGGAAACUGAAAUCGUGAUUAUAAAUCACUUGCAUCUUGUUGAGACUCUCAUGAAUGUGAGUCAUUGGGCGGCCAUGUUUUCUAGCAUUGUGUCGAGAGCUGUCACUGUGGACGUUGUAUCAACGGGACAUCAGGCAGGAAGCUAUGACGGAGCUUUGCUACUGAUUUACGCUGAAUUUCAAGUGCCAACUCCACACGUUCCGACUCGCUACUGUUACUUCAUCAGAUACUGUAAAAACUUAUUGGAAGGAACAUGGGCGGUGGUCGAUGUUUCCUUGGACCACGUUAAUCUGGUAGGCUGGUGCCGGAAAAGGCCAUCGGGUUGCAUAAUUAAAGAAGUCCCCAAUGGCUACACAAAGGUGACUUGGGUGGAGCAUGUAGAAAUAGAGGAUAAUGAAGUGCACAGUAACAUUUACAAGCCCCUGAUUGAUUCUUGCAUUGUGUUUGGAGCUAAACGUUGGGUGGCGACUUUGGAUCGGCAGUGUGAACGUAUGGCCUGCACAAUGGCUACAAACAUCCCAACUUCUGAUAAUCUGGGUAAUUGCAUGCAUGCACCCAAGAUCGACUUUCUUAGCUUCAAGAUGAUGGAUAUGAUGAUGAUAAUGAUAAUUAUUAUGAAUUUAUUUUGUUUACGUACUGUAACAGCAAUAGCAUCUCCACAAAGCAGAAAGAGCAUCUUGAAGCUAGCGGAAAGAAUGGUGAUUAGCUUCUGCUCGGGUGUAAGCUCCUCCACUGUAGCCCAUGAGUGGACGGUGUUGUCGGGAACCGGGUCCGAUGAUGUCAGAAUCAUGAUCAGGAAAAGCGUGGAUGAUCCCGGCAGACCCUCCGGCCUCGUUCUCAGUGCUUCCACUUCCUUCUGGCUUCCCACCCAACCCAAAAGAGUUUUUGAUUUCCUCCGUAGCGAACACUCUCGGAGCGAGUGGGACAUUCUUUCAAAUUCGGGCACUGUCACGGAAAUGGCACACAUUGCGAACGGCAGGGAAACUGGGAACUGCGUCUCAUUACUGAGAGUGAAUAGUGCGGAUUGGAAUCAGAGCAACAUGCUGAUACUGCAAGAAAGCAGCACAGAUCCUACAGCUUCCUUCGUUAUUUACGCUCCGGUUGAUAUUGUGGCGAUGAACGGCAUCAUGGGCGGCGGAGAUCCGGACUAUGUGGGCCUCCUGCCGUCGGGAUUUGCAAUUCUCCCAGACGGAGCGCUUGCUGGUUCUCUGCUCACGAUUUCGUUUCAGAUAUUGGUUGAUUCAGUGCCGACUGCAAGGCUUUCUGUGGGAUCGGUUGCGACGGUGAACGAGCUCAUACAUUGCACGGCCGAGAGGAUCAAAGCCUCUCUUUCUGACGUGCUAGGGACUUAUGGCUUUCAGUGAAGGAAGAGAGAUGGAAGAAUUAAACAAGUCAAGAGCGCACCUUAGCUUGGUUCCAAGGUUCGUGAAUUGACUUCUUCAUAGGGCAGUUGGAAGGAGAAAAUUAAAAGAGACGUUAUGCUUUAUAUAGAAUAUAUAUAUAUAUAUAUAUAUAUAGGAUCUUUGCCUAUUUUUGGGUUUUAUAUGUUAAGACUCUUGUAAUGCAAUUUGGGAUUAUUUUCUUUAUUAUUAUUAUUUUUUUGUGUUAUUUGGUGUGUUUGAUUUUUUACUGUUGAAUUGAAUCAAUAUAAAUAGUUUGAACUA